Molecule: messenger RNA, 3843 nt
Organism: Drosophila novamexicana
Lineage: Eukaryota; Metazoa; Arthropoda; Insecta; Diptera; Drosophilidae
Gene: KrT95D
Product: phosphofurin acidic cluster sorting protein 2
Exons: 11
Coding region: 185-3721 (1178 amino acids)
Biological process (GO): protein localization to plasma membrane
Source: RefSeq, a predicted model, not a curated record
AAAAUAUAUAUAAGAAAUUCAGCUACAUAAUACGAAAGAACAUAAAAUCUAAUUUAACUGUAACUAUAUAUAUUUUGCUAGAUUCAUAAUGUGCCACAGAAAUUAACAGCAAAUACACAACAUACAAUAAACAACAAUAAAAAACCACAACAAAAAUAACAACAGCAAUAACAACAAAUUCACCAUGAAGAUGGUGGACAAAUCUUCAAAAUUGAUGGAUAAAUUUGUCGCCAGUGGCAGCGGCGGCGGCGGCGGCGGCUCAGCUUCAGCGGCAGCAGCGGCCAAUGCAGCUGCCGUCAGCGCUGCAUCAGCCACAGCGGCGGGCUUAGCCAGCGGCAUCGGUGGCGGCGGCGGUAGCGCAGGCGGAGGCUACGGCGCUGGCAGCAGCAAUAUGACAAGCAACGGACAAAAGCCGGUGCCUAUGAAACUCUUCGCCGCCUGGGAAGUCGAUCGAACGCCGCCCAAUUGCAUACCAAGACUCUGCUCGUUGACAAUAACGCGUCUCUCCAUCCUGACCCCGCUGCCCGGGGACACGACUUCACUUUCGCUGGCGGUCAAAAUGCAAAGCUCAAAGCGAACACUGCGCAGCCACGAGAUACCCAUCAAUGGCACCGCACUGACAUCGAUGGCAUCCAGCCGGGAGAGCUCCAUGCAGGGCAACUCGCCGCUGGCCAAUGUGAUCGGUGGCUCCGGCCUGAUUGGCACGCCGGGCAAUGUGGGCAAUGCGGGCAUCGGUACCGGAGCGCUGCCACUGACCGAAACGGAGCUGGACUUGCACUUCAGUCUGCAGUAUCCGCACUUCAUCAAGAGAGACGGCAAUAGACUGGUAAUUUUGCUGCAGCGCCGCAAGAAAUACAAAUCGCGCACGAUUCUGGGCUACAAGACGCUGGCCGAGGGCAUAAUACGCAUGGAUGCGGUGCUGCAGAAAUCGAUGGACAUGAUCAUUGAGCUGAGUGCAUCCGGCAAAAACGGCAGGCCCGGCACUGUGGUUGCCUGCCUGCGCGCCGAGCGCGUCUCCUCCAUUCCAGUUGACCAUGACAAUAAGAAUAACAACAGCGUGCUGCUGGCAGAUCGCGUUGCUGAAUACUCGGACGAGGACGAGGAGGCUGAAUUCAGUUCGGGCGAAUUCAACGACGAAUCCAAUGAGCUGGCCAUCACGGGCUACGAUCAGAAGCGUGACUAUAAUCCGGCCAAGCAUGAUAUGCGCAAGUAUCGCAACAAGCUGCAAAGAUCGGGCAUUGCGGAUAUCGCAAUAGUGGGCCAUCAUCCGCACCAGCAUCAUCCGGUGGACAGCGACAGCGAGUUCGAAAUGAAGGACAAGAGCUCAUCCCGUGCCAAGUUCAGUCGGACAAUUUCGCUGCAGCAGCGCAACUUUAAGCAGAAAAUUGUUGCGCUGUUGAAGCGUUUCAAGGCCAGCGAGGAGCUGGAGGAUGAAACACAUAGUGGUACCGCAGCGCUGCGCGGUGAACGCGAUUUGGAUGCACUCUUUCAGGAGCUGGAGUCGCUCUCCUGUUGCGAGGGCGAUGAUUCCGGUCCAGACAUGGACAGCAUAUCGAUUGGCUCGACACCGAAGCCGUCGCUGCGUCCGUUCUUCACCAACUCGCGGAUAAUGCUGCACGACAGUCUCGCGGGCAAUGGCAGCGGCGCCCCGGGCAGCGGCAUUGGCGGAGCAACGGGAAACUCUGAGCGCCGAUCAUCGGAUAAGAGCGACCAAUUGACCAAUUCAUCUUACAAUAUUGAAUAUAACAAAAACCAAAAAUGCAUUCAUUUAACAAACAAUAACAAUUCGGCUACAACACCAGAUCGCGCUGGUAAUGAUAGUUCCGGUAAUGAGGGAAACGCCGGCUACACCGAUGGCCAGAACUCCGAUCCCCAGAAUAGUCCGCCCAGGGACAAGGAUUAUCUGCGCCAGCAACAGUAUCAGCAGCUGACACCCGUCAGCUCCAUCGCGGGCAACACGUGCAGCGUGAGCCCAGCUCAGGCUCAGGGCCAGACCGAGAAGCGCUCGCGCUUGUUUCGCACCUCCAGCAAUGCGCCGAUCGUGGGCAGCGCAGGCGGCGCCAGCGCUGGGAAUAACAGCAAUGCGGCGGCAGGCAAACGGAAGCACACGCUCAGCCUGAGCGCGGAGCCGCGUUCGGCUCUGGAGGCAUGCUUGUCGCCCACAAAUGUGGAGCCACGCAAACUGCUGCUGGAUCAGUUGAGCCGCGUCUUUGCGGGCGACGACAACAUUAUACCCGAGGUGCUGACCAUCAUAAGUCCGCCCGAGGCGUUGGGCGGCGGCUCGCUGCUGGCCAAGCUCAUUACACUGUUUGCCAAUUCCCUGAAGCCGGCCUUUGUGCCACAAAACACGGCCGAGGUCAAGGCCGUGCUGCAGGCCCUCAUGGCCAAAAUUCAAAAGUAUUGUAAUUCGAACGCCAAGCCGCCGCACACGGUAAAGGUGCUGCUCAUCGGCGGCGACUGGCUGCAAGGCGCCACGCUGCGACACUACGUGGAGCUGAUGGGCGUGCGUCCGCCCGACUGGCUGAAUCACUUGCGCUUCUAUCUGGUGCCCAUCGGCGGCGGCAGCAGCAACGGCAGCGUGGCGCGCCAUCUCAGUCAAAUGGAUCAGACGUAUGCUGCGAUGUUCGGCUCCGAGAACUGGUCGCAGCUGUGCGAACGUGCGGCUGCCACCGCGGCGGCAGUCAGCGCCGUGACCACAGUCAAUGCCACGGCGCUGACGGCCAAUCUGGCCGAUGCGGCUGCUGUGGCCAAGUCGGACAUUGCGGAGCUGGUGCAGCGCAUACAGCGCUAUCUGCAUGCGGCCGGGCCCUGCACGCAAAUACCCAUUGCCGAGGCCAUGGUCAACUAUAAGGACGAAGACUCGCGCCAGAUCUUUGUGCCAUUUGUCAGCGACGUACGCAUUGGCUAUCUGGAUACGCAGGCCUCGCUGGAUCUUGAGGAGAACGCCGCAACCAAUAUGACCGGCAGCGCUGGCAGCGGCAGUUCAGCAAAUGCUUCCAGUUUGCCCAUACCCAUUGGCGGCAACCAGAGCUCGUCCAGUGUGCACAGUGGCGUGUCGGGCUCGCCGCCGCAGCAGCAGCAGCAACAACUGGGCCAGGGCAUGGGACGCACAUCACCACCGCUGCUGACGCCGCCAGCGUCGGGCUUGCCGCAUCGCGAACGGGGCGUAAAUGAAGCGCUGAUAACACCCUCGUCCCUGCAAUCGCAGACGUUCAGUGGAGCACUGGCUGCUGCCGAGGCCGUGGAACUGCAGGUGGACUACUGGCCGCUGGUGCGGCACGGCGAGUCGCAUGCCAAGGACUCGAAGGGCGGAAUGUCGCGCGGCAGCGACUCUGGCGGCGGCAAGAAUAGCAUUAAGAGUACGUUUAGGAAUCUGCAGGUGUGGCGCCUGCCACAGAAUGCACAGCAACUGGGUGAUAUGUCGAAUGGACUGACUGUUAGUUUCGCCACCAAGGAGAAGAAGCAGAAGCAAAUUAUGCGCCUGGGCAAGAAGAAGGACAAGGAGCGAGAUCUCGAAAAGGAGCAAUGCGUCGAAGGUGUUGCUCGUCUAAUAUGCUCACCCAAGCAGUCGCAUCCAGUGCCACUGCGUGUUUACAUUGAUGGCACCGAGUGGACUGGCGUCAAAUUCUUCCAGUUGUCGUCGCAGUGGCAAACGCAUGUUAAGAACUUUCCCAUUGCGCUGAUCGGCUGCACGCCCAUGUCGUGUGCCGAACUAACCUAGUCAAACAAUAUACCCAAUGCCCCCAUUCUCAUGCAGACUCGCACACGCAGACAGAUACAGUUAGAGCAGGGGGAGCCGGACAGAUGCGCGGCAAUUCAAUUUAUUAACUAAGAAGAAUGAUA